UAUUUUCUGACAUUCUAUACACUAAUCAGUUAAUUAAUCACCAAUGAAAGCAGUCUUCAUGUGCUGCCAUGCUGUUUUCAACAAGAGAAAAGAAAGAGCCACUGUAUAUAUGUAAAAUAGAGACUUGACUGAACUGAAUCGGAACACAAACCUGGAUUGCCUCUUUAAUUUCCUUAAUUUCCUCUUAAAUUAAAAAGUUAGUUUUUAAUUUUAAGCUGUGAAUUUUCGGAGAACAUUUCAGGUAGAAUGGUUUUAGAUAUUUUCUAUUUAGAACAUUGAAAAACUAAAAGUGUUCCUCAAUAACAGUGACAAACUCAUCACCACUGUGUGAUGCUUCUUCCUAUUUGAAUCUCUCUCCAUCACAUCUCCAGCCGCCCUCACUUACCCCAUCCGUUUACCACCUGCACCCCGUCUGUAAACUGACCUGGGGAGGAGAGAGAGGGAGAGAGGGAGAGUAGGUGGUGUCCACCUGACCAGCUACAGCCAUGCAUAAUUAAUGGACAUGCAUCAUUGAUAGCGUCCGCUGCCCACAGGUGGAGCGCUACAAUCCCUUAUCCAUUCACCCCCCCCCCCCCCCCCCCAGGGCUGUGGAUGGGCAGGCAACAGAUCCAGGUCUCUGCUGUAGUCCACACUUGAUGACUACCGUCCCUCAUGUUAUUAUGAGGCUGUGCAGUUACAGCAGGAUCAAUCAACUUUGUAUCGCAGGACUUCAGGUAAAUUCUCCCCUCAGGUGAGACACCACCAUGAGCGGCACGGCUGGCGCUGAGCCCCCGACGGCCGUGCUCGGCUUGGGUUUGGACAUCAGUGGACCCUGGCACCAGAGAGCUGUCCACAAGAGCAGAGCGCUGGUCCAGACCUACCUGCUCACCAGCUCUGUGCAGCCUCCACCUGCAGCAGGAGCAGGAGCAGGAGGAGGAAGAGGAGGAAGAGGAGGAGGAGCAGGAGGAGGAGGAAGAGGAGGAGGGAGCGGGAGCACCAAAGCUCCUCUGAGGCUGCCUUCUCUAGUAGCUGCAGCCAAAGCGCCUCGCAGGAGGAGCAGCAUGGCUCGACUCAGCCUCAGCGAACCAUCUCUUCUGACCCCAAGUGAGAACGUCCACUUCGAGGGAUCCUCCACCAACCGUCGCCCCAGUGUUUUACAAAGGCGACCCCCUCCUCCGCCUCCAUUUUCCUCAUCAGCCCUGCUCUCUUGCAGGAGCAGCCAGCCUGACCAGCAGCAGGUCCAGAGCUGCAGCAGACCAGCCUACAUCCACUUCUCCCAGGCCAUCCGGCCCGGCUCCAGGCCCAGACCAGUGAGACGUCAUUCACACAACCCGGCCCUGAGCGCAGACACAGGCGACCUCCGACCUUUAGCGACGCAGUAUCGUAACUGCUCAUCUCACGGAGAGCCACUGUCUGUCAUCGGGAAGCCGUGUCUUCUGAGCUGCAGUCUACGCCCCGGCCCCGCUGCUGCCGCCGGUCCGGCUCGCACUCAGCUUCAUGUGUUUCUGCCCACAGAGGCAGAGGGAGAGGAGGCGGACAGCGAGUCUGUGGAUGAAGGCUUCAUGGAUGAGCUGGACAGCAAGAUGAACUCUCUGAAGCUCCAGCAGACAGUCACAUACCACUGACAGGCAACACCACAUGGAUCACAUAUUCUUACACUAAUCGGCAGAAAGUAGAUGGACAGCCCCGUCCAUAUAUUUUUGUGUAUGUUGGGUCUGGGGCUGUUUUUACAUUCCUUUAUUCAAAUGAAGAGAAAUCUUUGCGCUGCAUCAAACAAUGAUGUCUUAGAAAAUAGUGCUUCCAGCUUCGUAGCAACAGUUUCCUGUUUCAUCAUGACAAUGAUAGGAGCACAAACAAGGUCCAAAAAAAGGUCCAAACCUUCCACUUUCGUGUGAAAGAACUUGGACUAUCUAACACCUUUGGGAGGAACUAGAAGCCGACUUAUAUCAAGGCCUCAUCAACCAACAUCAGUGUCAAUGUUCUCCUUUGUGAAUGAGAACAAAUCCCAGCAGCCAGGUUCCAACAUCUGGUGGAAAACCUAUCUGCUGUCCUGUUUCUGCUGAUGUCAGAGCUUAGCAGACAGCUCUGCAAAUCAUAAACAAUGUUUGUGUAUUAAAUCGUGUUAGUGUAAAUACGGUUUGUUGUGAAGAUGUAAUUUAGACUAUUGUUGCUAAACAAUCAAAUUAUAUCAAAGACCAGAUGUUAACAAGCACUCUGAAGUGUUUGUUAAUGUUGAUGUCCUGGGCAUCAAGUUGUGAUUUUAAAAAUGAGGACUUCUGAGUACUUCUAUUUAGACCUUGUAAGAUUAAUAAAUCUGCCUUUAUAAAGCAGUUUCUGAGUAAGCAGUGUACAUUUACUUCCCCUUUCACUAUACCAUCAGCUCACAAUUGAAUAAUAAUAAUAAUUGAAACAGAAAUAAUGAAACAUAGUUGGUGUGGAGCCACCAGUCAACUCUGAUAUUCAGAGAUAAUGUUUCCACACACAGUCACUUAGAUUGUUCUAGGUUGACUGUGUAGCUGUACAUUUGCUGUUACUGCGCUUAUUAUUAACAAGAUCAAAUCUACAUGUCAAGUUAUUCUUAUACACAGUAAAAUGUACACAUAAUUUACAUUGUUAUCAGUAUUAGUUUUGCUCUUUUGAGUCUCUUUGUGGUCAGUUUGCUUCUGAUGUCAUUUUUCAUCACUGGUCAUCUCAUGUGUCUUUGUGGUUGUUUUUUUUCCAAACAAUAUUUAUCGAGUUUUGUUCUUUUUCUUUUUUUUAACAAAAAACAACAACAACAAAGAGCUGUACAGCACUGGUCUGCAUAAUCAGCAUUAAUACUAAUGACAGUGAAGAAUAAAAAAUAGAUAAUAAUAAUAAUAAUAAUGAAAACAUAUUACAACACGUUUGCCCUUCCCUUUCCUUAAGUAGAAAUAAAAGCCAGGAAAUAUUAAAUAUUAUGGUUGUUUUGUUCUUUGCAGAUGUUUUCUCUUUCUCUUUACGGCCAUAUUACCUCUGUUGUUGUUUAGCAUCUUUUUGUGCUCUUUUGAGUUUCCUCAUCUCACCUCUUUUGAGUCUCUGCGAUUUUUCUUUUUUUGCAUCCCCUUUUAGUUGACUUAUGUCUCC
Seriola aureovittata is the source of this 3084-nucleotide messenger RNA. RefSeq lists its product as uncharacterized. Bases 744 to 1604 code for a protein of 286 amino acids. Lineage: Eukaryota; Metazoa; Chordata; Actinopteri; Carangiformes; Carangidae. The transcript is spliced from 2 exons. The record is from RefSeq and is a predicted model, not a curated record.